AUGUCCGAUUUUUCAUCUAUUCAUAAAAACCCGGAGAGGGUUGAAAUCAAUGAGAUGGUGAGUCCUCAACCAUCUCUUGCUCCAAAAAUAGACAAAGAGAUUGACCUUGGAGCAAAGUAUUUGUCGGAGAAUAAGGAAUAUGCUAGAUAUACUGAAAAGGAAGCCAAAAGGGUUCUUUCCAAAAUUGACUGGCAUUUAAUGCCUAUUAUGACGAUUUGUAUUACACUAGCUGCCGCUGACAAGAUCGUUAUCAGUAACGCUGCUCUUUAUGGUAUGACCAGUGUGCUUAAAAACAAGAGUGAGUACUCUAUGUUAGGAUCAAUUUUUUACAUUGGUUACUUAGUGGGAGAACUUCCAGCAAACUUGUUGCUUCAAAGGCUCCCUGUGGGAAAAUGUAUCAUAACAUCCUUUUUUUUUUGGAACACGAUUUUGAUGUUGAUGGCUACUGGAAAUAACUUUGGUAGUUUAGCGGCUCUAAGAUUCUUAAUGGGUAUUGGUGAAACAUUUCUCCUUCCAGGAUGUACCGUUAUUACUUCUAUGUUCUACAAAAAAAGUGAGCAAGGACUUCGUUGUGCCAUCUGGUAUUCCGGUUUCUCCUUUUUGAUCACGGGUAUCCUCUCCUACGCUAUUGGCCAUGCAGAUGUCAAUAUUGCCAACUGGAGGUUACUAUUCUUAGUGUUUGGUAGCAUUACCUUAUUCUUCACCUUCUUCAUGUGCUUUUUAGUUCCGGAUUCACCAAUGGCUUGCCGCUGGCUUGACGAAAGAGAGAGCUAUAUUGCUGAGGACAGAACCAAAGAAAACAGAACUGGUACCAAGAACACGUCUUUAAAAAAGGAGCAAGUGAUCGAAGCUUUGACAGAUUACAAAUCCUGGUUGGUAUGCUUAUUCGUUUUAUGCUUCAACAUCCCUAACGGUGCCUUGGUGACCUUUGCUGCUCAGAUUGUUAGUGGUUUUGGAUAUUCUCCUUUACGGACUACCUUAUUGGGAAUGCCAACCAGAGUGUUCAUGACGUUGAGCAGUUUUGUGAUUAUUCUUCCCACCUUGAAAAUACCAAGGAAGUACAAGAGCAUUGCCAUUGCGCUAGUUGGAUUGGGUCCUUUGGUGUGCGGUAUUUUGAUCAAAGAAUUAAAUCAUCAAACGAUCAACAAAAACGGUUUGUUAUUGACAUACUACUUGUUCUAUUUUUAUUGGGGUCCUUACGUCGGCGUGCUUUCUCUAUCUAUGGCCAAUACAUCUGGCUAUACCAAGAAAACAAUUGUCAAUGCAAUGACCUUCAUUUCCUACUGUGUUUCCAACAUCAUUGCACCACAAUUCUUUAAGUCUUCGCAGGCACCUGGUUACGAGAUGGGUUUUAAUGCCAUUCUAGGAUUUGUGGCUGUUGGAAUUACAACUAUUAUUGCUUAUGCCAUUGGUUGCAUAAUGGAGAACCGGAAAAGAGACGCAAAAUAUGGACCUCCUUCUGGGGAAUAUAAUCUGGAAGAGGACGGAUUGGACCUUACAGACAAACAGGAGGAGGCAGUUUUCCGUUAUUCAUGGUAA
Messenger RNA from Brettanomyces nanus, 1539 nucleotides. RefSeq lists its product as uncharacterized. NCBI's taxonomy places the organism in Eukaryota, Fungi, Ascomycota, Pichiomycetes, Pichiales, Pichiaceae. The record is from RefSeq and is a predicted model, not a curated record. Bases 1 to 1539 code for a protein of 512 amino acids. Gene Ontology annotation, cellular component: membrane. Gene Ontology annotation, molecular function: transmembrane transporter activity. Gene Ontology annotation, biological process: transmembrane transport. The transcript has a single exon.